Messenger RNA from Alosa alosa (allis shad), 13585 nucleotides. RefSeq names its product striated muscle enriched protein kinase a (gene spega). Gene Ontology annotation, biological process: protein phosphorylation. The record is from RefSeq and is a predicted model, not a curated record. Bases 613 to 11271 code for a protein of 3552 amino acids. Gene Ontology annotation, molecular function: protein binding; ATP binding; protein kinase activity. NCBI's taxonomy places the organism in Eukaryota, Metazoa, Chordata, Actinopteri, Clupeiformes, Clupeidae. The transcript is spliced from 42 exons.
GGACAGAGCUGGGAAGCGCAACUAAACAUGUGGAAACGAGUGGAGUUGAGUUGACUGCGUUGAGCUUUCGGAAGCUGAGUGACUAACAGAGAGCUUAGCAUUGGACAGGAGGCUGGAAAAAGAGCUGCGGCUCCAUGAAGCCCAACCCCAUCUGAGAGAGCAGAGGUCAGAGAGAGAGAGCAGGAGGGGGGAGUGACAGAAAGGGUCUCUGUGACAUUGCUCGGUCAGUAGAUGGUAAACAGAGCCUGGAGUCUUCUGUCAUGCUGAGCUGCCCUUCUCCUCCUCGAGGGGCGAGAACCGAACCCGCUAAUGCUUCGUGAUCCGGGGGUCUUAGAACCCUAGUCACUCUGAUCGAGGCGGGAAAGCCCCCGCAUACUGGAGCAUAGUAAUUAGGCAAAGUCCAAUCUGUGCCGAUUUUGGUGGUGGUGUACAGAGGAGACCAUGGAGAGGAACUCCUGGCCUUGUUAUGAGAAGCGUUCAGAAACAUCGAAGAUGGACACACAGUUCGGCUUGAUAACAACACUUAAAAUCUAAUACAAACCCUGGAGGUCCUUGAUUGAUGCCAGUCGGGCACAGCACAGCUUGUGGACAGUUGGCCCUAUUGACUUUGCCAUGCGACGGGCACAGUUUCCCUCAAGAGCCACUCCAGAGAGAAUUGUGAUGCCCUCUGCCGGGGCGUCGGACCGACGUUCGGACCUUCCGGGCCAGGAACGGCCGGCUCCGGGGCCUCCCGUCUUCCUGCGUAAGCUCAAGCGCGGCGCCGUGGGGACCGGGUGUGACGUGCGUCUCCGGGUGUCGGUUGGAGGCCACCCCGAGCCCGUGCUGCACUGGUACCAUGACGACCUGCCGGUGGCCAGCGACGAGCGGGACCCAGGAGGUCUGUGGAUCAGGGAUUGCCAGCCGACGGACAGAGGCCUGUACACGUGCGUGGCGGUCAACGCUCUGGGGGAGGCCAGGAGCAGCGCCGUGCUGGCUGUGCUCGACCUGGGAGAGGACUCAGAGAAUACCGAGGAUGAAACAGCAGAAGGACAGGUCCCCAUGGAGGCCAAAGAGAAAGGCAAAGGAGCACACAGCCAGACAGGAGUCAAAAUGGCGGAUCGCUCAUCCGAGCCGUACGGUCAUGACCGCAGAGCUGUCCAGGACCCCGUGGUGGGGCGGGAGGUGUUCCCUCUCGGCUCCAGACCCCCCGGCCUGGUGGACCCCUCUCAGCCUGGCAGGAACCAAGUGGACACCCUUUUAAAGGACAACACCCCCAGUGCUCUGUUCCCACUGGGCAAAACCAAACCAAGCUCAUCCUUGCCUGGUCAUGAUGAGCCUGGACCCGACACUUCUCUACCUAGUGACAGUGGCCAGCAGCAGAAACAGAACGUGGGAGGCCCCGCGGUCCGCCAGGAGAAGGCCGACAGUAUGACGAGAGCGAAAGGUUCUAAGUCGUCUGGGUCCUCCCACAGCAGCGAUUCGCAGGACUCGCGUAAAGACUCGCUGACCUGCCAGACUCCAAAGCUCACUCGGGCUGGCUCCAAGAUCUUCGACAAGGUCCGAGCUUUUGAGGAGCGUAAGCAGAGUGUGGACCCGCCGAAGGGGUCAUCGGCAAGUCGCCCCUGGGCGAUGUUUGGUCGGGCGGCAUCUGUCGACUCCGGAGAUGACCGGAACAAGCGAACUGCAGCCACAAAAGACCAAGGGACAUCGGACGUGGCUCUAAAGAGGUCCUUCUUCAAGCAGAAGGCCUCUUCGUUGGAGGAGGGUAGCAGCAACAGCAACUAUGCUCAGAAAGUCCAGAAUUUCCAGAGUAAAUUCACAGUGGAGCUCAAUCGCAUCAAACGUCUCGUCGGGAGGCCCAGCAUGAAAAAGGCUAUGUCCACCGAGCAGCUCUGCGAGACAGACAAGCAGUCCCUGGGUAAACUAGAGCCGAUCCCUCCUGAGGUCAUUCAGAAACUGCAAGAUCGGGAGCGAAGAUCUGAAAUGAGGGCAGCAGAGUCUGAAAAAGAACCAAUCCUCCACAACGUGGGUAAGAAACCUCACGAUCUGGAACAAAGACCAGAACGCAGGUUUUCAGAGUCUGAAAAAGAACCAAUCCUACCCAACGUGAGUAAGAAACCUCACGAUCUGGAACAAAGACCAGCACGGAUGUUUUCAGAGCCUGAAAAAGAACAACGGGCUCCACAGAAACCAGUCAGAACACAAAGCGAAUUGCAGAGUGGAACAGAAGACAAGCAGCCUCUGAAAGACCAGGUUGCUCCAUGGCGCUCUGGAGCGUCUAAGAAACACACCGGGAAAGACACACUGGUCGGGAAAACCGAGACAGAUGGCGGCGCCAAGGCCAAACCUCGGAUAUUCCCUGCAAUCCAACUCCCAGGCCAGUGUUCACCCAGACUUCCACGCAAAAGUCCAACCCGAGACUCUCCCACCCUGCCUAGUCCCCAGCCUCUCCAAGAGACGCCACACAACCAGGAGACUGAGCAGCCAGUUCCAAAGAAAGAGCGAAAGUCUUCGAGCCCUCGUUUACAGAGGGUGUCUACACCUACGAAAGAUGUACCAGUCCCUCCGAAGCCACCACGGAUGGCCAGCUCAGUGCAGCCUUCACAGCCUGCACCUGUCCCAACACCACAGAGCGCUCCGGAGAAGAAACCAACAAGAGGUCUUUCCGCAGGGUUGAAACUGACCAUCCCCACUAUUGUUGUUGAGGAUGAACCCAUGGAAGAGGAGGAUGACGAGGAAGAAGAAGAGAGGAUAGAGCAUGACCAAAGGAGGACAAGAAGGCCAGUAAGGAAAGGAAGAAGCCCAAGGAGUCGGGGCAAGGCGCAUCACGAUCGUCCAACGUCUCCAGAACAAGCGGACUCCUCCGACGAUUCCUACAUGUCAGCCGAGGAGGCCCCGGACGAGGGUCCCCACUUCCAGACGCCCCUGAGGGACGUAGAGGCCUGCACUGGGGACGAGGUUCAGCUCAAGUGUGUCAUCGCUGGAAGCCCCCUCCCGCAAGUGAGGUGGAGGAAAGGGGAUACAGAGAUCCGAGACAGCCCCACACACAUCCUGCAGGUGGAGGGGGAGCGAUUCUCUCUCACCAUCAUGCACAUGAAGCCCAGCGACGCGGGGACGUAUAACGUGACCGCCAACAACCGGAUGGGUCAGGCGUCCUGCUCAGCCACGCUCUUCGUCAGGGCAGAGCCAGUCCAGGGGCAUCGUGGGAAACUGAGUCUUCCUUUGGAUCCCCCAGGCAGCCCUGUCCUCUCUGAUGAGGAGUACCUGAGCCCCCUGGAAGAGGCUAUGGAACUGGACAAUGCCCCCUGGUCCCAGAGGACAGCACUGUCCCCUUUUAAAGAGCCCCCUUCUUUCCAGGUAACCUCAGGUGACCAGGCUGUGGUAGAGGGACAGGAGGUGACCAUGUCAGUUCAUGUAUGUGGACAACCCAAACCCAUGGUGUACUGGUUGAGAGACCGGGUAGCAAUUAAAACUGACAGCCGCCAUGUUGUUCAGGAACGGCCAGAGGGAAAAUAUGAGAUGAAAAUCAAAUCUGCACUGAAGUCAGACGCCGGAGUUUACACCUGCAAGAUCAUCAAUGAAUACGGCACUAAUCAGAAAGAGUGCAGAUUGGAGGUUUCUGCACCUUCGGGUCAGCCUGCCCUGGCCAUCAACAUACCGGUGCAGGACAUGUCAGUGAGGGCCGGCGAGACGGCCCUGUUUGAGUGUCACAUGGUUGGCCCACAGGAAGUGGAUGUGGAUUGGCUGGGCAAUGGGAAACUGAUUCAGCCUGCACUGCUGGACUGCAAGAUGCACUUUGAUGGGCGGAGGUGUCGCCUGCUGCUGCGCUCAGUACACGAGGACGACAGUGGGACCUACACCUGCAAACUCAGCUCGGCUAAAGAGGAGCUGGUGAGCAGUGCCAGUCUCAGAGUCAGUCCCUCCAGGGAGCCCCUGUUCACACGCAAGCUGGAUGUCCUUGAGGUCAUCGAGGGUCGCACCGCCCGCUUUGACUGCAAGGUCAGCGGGUCACCGCCUCCUGAAGUGACAUGGAGCCACUUGGAAAACUCUCUGCAGGAGACUGACAACAUCCGCAUCCUGAAGGAAGGGGGCCGCCACUCUCUGAUCAUCACACAGGUGACCCAGGAGGACGAGGGCUUCUACACAGCGACAGCCCAUAAUAUCCAUGGUGACACAGACAGCACAGCAGAGCUCUAUGUGCAGGAGCCCCGGCCAGCCAUCUCAUCACACAUGGCAAAGUUGGAGAAGAUGCCUUCCAUUCCUGAGGAGCCGGAGGUCCUGGAGUCGGAGGUGGAGCGGAGGACAAUGCCGGACUUCAUCACGCCUCUGCGGGACGUGGAGGUGGUGGAGGGCAAGGAGGCAGUGCUGAAGUGUAAGGUGUCUGGCAUGCCCUACCCCACUAUCAGCUGGUACCACAACGGCAAGAAGAUCGACAGCACGGACGACCGGAAGAUGACCCAGUACAGGGAUGUCCACAGUCUGGUCAUUCGCUCCGUGUGCCACGGUCACAAUGGCGUCUAUAAAAGUGUCAUCUCCAACAAGGUGGGGAAGGCUGCCUGUUACGCCCAUCUCUAUGUGGCAGACAUCCUUCCAGAGCCCCCAGAUGGUCCACCUGUGAUUGAGGCCAUCACUGGAAGAACAAUCACCCUGAGAUGGAGCAGACCCAAGAACCUGGAUCCAUCUAUUGAUCCCAACUCUUUGUUGUAUGCGGUUCAACAACAAGCCCUGGGCUCUAUCCAGUGGACCAUCAUAGCGUCUAACCUGAGAGAAACAUCCUACGUGGUGGCCUCCCUCUCCAAAGGAGCCCGCUACGCAUUCAGAGUUUUGGCAGGGACUGGAAAAGCUUUCAGCAAGCCAUCUCCACCAACAGACCUUGUUCAGCUCAUCGACAGAGGCCAGUAUUUCCGAAGAAGCCCAGAAAUUCUGGACAAGCCGGACACAGUGUAUGCUGUGGAGAAUCAGCCGGCCAGCAUGACCAUCACUCUUAACCACGUUCAAGCAACAGUCAGCUGGAAAAGGAGGGGGGCUAUAUUGCUUCACAAGCCUGGUGUGUGUGAGAUGAGCAUGCCAGAUGACGAUCAGCACUCCCUGAAACUGAUGCGGGUGCGCGUUGGAGACGUGGGCCAGUACACCUGCAUCGUGAGCAACGCAUACGGCAGUGACAUCUGCCAUGCACAACUGAUCCUCGCAGCGCCCCCUACCUUUGAGAGCAUCAUGGAGGACCUGGAUGUGUGUGUGGGUGAGACAACAAGGUUUGCAGUGGUCGUCGAUGGAAAGCCAGAUCCGGAUAUCCUCUGGUAUAAAGACAACACACUUCUGGCGGAAAGCAGCCACUUCACCUUUGUGUACGACGACAGGGAGUGCUCACUGGUGGUGCUCAAUGCUCGAGAGGAGGACUCAGGGGUCUACACCUGCAUGGCCAAGAACCUGGCCGGGUCUGUGAGCUGCAAGGCAGAGCUCACCGUGCGCACAGCCAAGAAAGUAGUGGAAGAGCCAAUGGAGGAUGAAGAGACUAUCUUGAGGAGAAUGCGGAGACUAACAGAUUAUUAUGACAUUCACAAGGAGAUCGGGAGGGGGGCAUUUUCCUAUGUGAAGCGGGUAACACUCAAAGCUGCGAAGAGGGAUUACGGAGCUAAAUUCAUCACAGCUCGAGCGAAAAGGAAAUGCUCUGCCCUGCGGGAGAUGUCUCUGCUCUCAGAACUGGACCACGAACGGAUCCUCUACUUUCAUGAUGCUUUCGAAAAGAAAAAUGUGAUUGUGCUCAUCACAGAACUAUGCCAUGAUGAGUUGCUUGAAAGAUUGACAAAGAGGACCACCAUUAUGGAAUCAGAGGUCCGUUCCAUAAUCAGGCAAAUACUAGAAGGUAUUGAUUAUCUUCACCAUAAUGAUAUCAUUCAUCUUGACAUCAAGCCAGAGAACAUUCUCAUGGCUGAUCGUAACAGUGACCAGAUUCGAAUCUGUGAUUUUGGCAGCGCUUUGAAGCUCACUCCCAACGACCCACAGUACAGCAAGUAUGGCACUCCAGAAUUUGUUGCUCCGGAGAUUGUGAGCCAAACACCCAUCUCCAAGGCAACAGAUAUCUGGCCCAUCGGAGUUAUAGCCUAUUUAUGCCUCACAGGUGUGUCCCCGUUUGCGGCGGAGAAUGACCGUGAAACACUACUCAACAUCAGGAACUACAAUGUGGCUUUCGAGGAGAGCAUGUUUGCUGAUUUGUGCAGAGAAGCCAAAGGAUUUGUCAUCAAGCUGCUGGUGUUAGACAGGCUGAGACCAGACACAGCUGAGGGUCUUCGGCAUCCUUGGUUUAAGACCUUGACUAAGGGGAAGAGUAUCAGUACAGCAUUACAUAAACAGGUCCUGGCAAGAAGAAAGUGGCAGAGGUCACUCAUCAGCUACAAGUCCAAAAUGGUGAUGAGAGCCAUCCCUGAGCUGCUGGAUGACUCCUCCAAGCACACAUCUAUUGCUGUGUCCAGACAUCUCAAGGAGAGUUCGCCACCACCAUCGUCCUCCUCCGACUCUGAUGGGGAAAUCGAUGAACUUCCCUUUAUCCCCAUGCCUAUGAAUAUGGUGUUCUCUGGCUCCAGGAUGUCCCUCACUGAGAUCACAGGGGAGGACGAUGUUUCGGAUGGUGUCGUACCGGCCAAAGGGAACCAUCACAGUGUGGAACCGAUGGAGUGUGAGCCCUCAGUGCCUGGGAAAGAUGGGGAGUCUGAAGAGGUGGGUACGGAAGGGGAGAAGCCCAGGAAGCCUCUUCAGAGAGGGUCGAGUGUGGAGGCUGAGGAGGCACGGAUCAAGUCCAGGAGGGCAACAAUGCGCAGAGGUAGCUCAGCCGACAGUGCCCUGCUCCUUCACGUCUCACCAGAAGAGGGCGCUACAGCAGAGGAGGCUGAGGAAGGCAGCUGUAGCCUUAAAAAGGCCGUCUCCAUGGAGCUCCCGAGACGGAGCCCAAGUCCAGGCCCGGGCAAGCUGAGCCAGGAGGACUACGCCCUGAAACUGGAGCUGAUGAGGCAGAGGCUCCUCCGAGGUGGAUCCGUGGACAAGAAGAUGAGCGGGUUACGCGGCCCUCUGCUGGAGACGCUAGGGGUGGACGACGAAAGACGGACGUCGUCCCUCGACCGCAACCUGCGCAGGGCAAGGAUGGGCGGAAUGACGAGGGCAUCCUCGACAGAGAGUCCCUCAGAGGGCUCCCCAAAGACGAAGGUGUUUCGUAAGAGCGCCUCGUUUAGUCAAGUUGACCCUGAAGCCACUCCACUGCACAGACGCUUUGGAGCGCCGCUGGAGAUCCCUAACACUCAGACAGGCCGGAAGGGAGAGCAGAAGCUGCAUGAAGCCGUAUCUAUGUCUGUCCUUACUGAGCAAACUAGACUAGAGUCAAGGCCUGAGUCUCCCACUGAGAUUAACUCUGUACCACCCACUCCUGACCCGGAACAGCAGGAAAGGAAACAGGAAGAAAGGUGGAUUCUGGGAAAUGAGAAGAUGGAUGAGGAACAACAAGAUGGGACAACAAUCUCUGAAUUUUCCCCUCAAAGUCAUGAGGAGGACAAUGUAUCCCUGUCCUCAUAUUCAGCAGUGAAAGAUUCUAGAUCUGUAGUUUCUCCUAUGAUUAAAUCUGAAAGCAGCAGUAGGAGAGAGAGUGUUGUGUCAAAAUCUGAAGAGGUUUCCAGCUCAAAUGAAGGUGAAGGAAAGUCAGAAGUUGAGUCGUCUGCAUCAACUCCCACUGAGAAGAAAAAAUCGGCCUAUGCUGAUGUGAUGCAAACCAUCACUGGGUUGCAACCCAAUGGAAAGCAGCCUCACGUCCCUACCGCCACCCACUCACGGACUCGCUCCAACCCUGAAACUAUCCUCCUACCUGAGCAUCCUGCCGUCUUCGCCAAAGUGGCCACGCCAUUUGCUCCCAUUCUCAGAACCGACAUCAAGGACAUUGACUCAGAGGAGGUUUUCGAGGCGAGGUUCAAAAAGCGUGAGUCAUCUUUAACUCGCGGCCUAAAGCGCCUGACUAGGACUAAGUCGGAGGAGAAGUCUCCGGUCAUGCCUCGCAAGCUGGGCGAGGAGAUCUAUAGACCUGGGCCCACCGGGGCUCCUCUGGAGAUGGUGUCCAGAGGACUUCAGGAGAAAUCCAAGUCAGUCCAGGACCUCAGGGAGGUGGACAAGGACCUUGGCUUGAUCGGCAGGUUCUCCAUGCGGGCAAAGAAGUCGUCUCUCGCUCCCAAGAAGGAGGAGAAGCCAAAGGACGAGUCAAAGGACGAAUCGGCUAGCAAACGCAGGGUGUCCUGGGCUCUGGGUCGCAGCAAGUCCGAGGAUAAAAAAGCGACGGAGCCCAUCAAGACAGAAGAGGAAGUGAAAGCAAAGAAGGAUGUCUCGGAGAGAGAUAAGCAGAAGGUUCCAGACUCACCUGUUUUUGCCAUGAGGCGCAGGUUUGAGUCAAAGGUGGCAGGCAUUUCGGAGAAAAUACGCAGUCGAUCGGAGGAAAGGAAGGAAACAAAAACCCUGAAACCAACACAACCAGAUGGCGACGCAUCUGAAGCUCCUACGGAAGAAACGAAACCAGAUCAGAAGAAGGUCGAUGAGUCGCCAGUUCUGGCCAUGAAGAAGAAGUUUGAAGCCAAGGUUGCUGGGAUCUCCAUGAAACUGCGAAGCCAGUCUGAAGAUAGGGAGGUGGAGACCGAGCCGAAGCCAGAGGGCAAGAGAACACCUCUUCUGUCCCGUCUUCGACAUUCCCAGUCGGAGGGUACGAGUCUGAAGAAGAUGGACAUCCCUGAAAACCAGCUUGCUGAACAAACGGGCAAAUUAGGUGGCAACGAGUCGGUGGAAUCCACCAACAGUGCGCAGGCUGACUUGAAAUCUUCUCAGACACCAGAGAAUGACCGCCGCUCCAGAUGGGAUCGAUGGGGUCUGUCAAGAGGCAAGAGAGGCAAAAGCCCCGGCCAGCUAAGCACUGCAUCAUCUGUCUCCAAGGAAGAGGAAGCUAAAAAUCAGGAGUACACGCGCUCUUCUUCAGACUUCCCUCCGGUUUUCCACAUUAAGUUAAGGGAUCACAUACUUCUGGAGGGUGACCCAGUGACGCUCAGCUGUCUUCCUGCUGGGAACCCAUUACCAAAGGUCAUCUGGAUGAAGGAUAAGAAACCAUUGGAUAUUGACAGUAGGAUGAACCUGAUGUCCAGUCCAGAUGGCAGACAACUUCUGAUGAUCCUGAACACUACCAAGAAGGAUGCCGGCCUGUACGAGUGUGUGGCCACCAACCCACUAGCAUCGGCCACUAGCUCCUGCACCAUCUCCCUGGCCUGUGUCCCAAAGCGACCUGGAACGCCAGAGGUUCCUCAGACGUACAACAACACGGCUCUGGUGCUGUGGAAACCGGCGGACACCAAACCUCCAUGCACGUACUCACUCGAGAGAAGGACAGAGGGUGAAACAAACUGGCUCAUAGUUGCUACGGGUUUGAUGGACUGUUACCACAAUGUGACAGAACUGCCCACCGGCAACACCCUAAGGUUUAGAGUGGCCUGUGUCAACAAGGCAGGCCAGGGACCAUACAGCAACACCUCUGGGAAAGUGUGCCUAGGCACAGGGAGGAGUGUGUUCACUAAGCCGGUGAAAGGGAAAGCCACCUCACAGUCUCCUGCGGCAGAUGUCCCCGCUCCACCUCCAGGCGCUGCUAUGGCAACCUGCUCCGUCGUCGUCCAGCGCAGUAAAUCCGUGCCUGCCGUGUCCCCAUCCUCACUGCCACAGGCUCUCCCAGCACCCUUCCCUACCGCUCAGAUCCCUGUCCAGAUCCCGUCCCGCGCGGCCACAGCGAGCCCCACCACGCCACCCGUGGUCACUCCUCUUCCUGCCCCGUCCUCUGCCACCAGAACCCCUCAUGUCUGGCCGCCCCGCAGAGCUUCUGAUGCCCAGUCACCCACUAACAUUCCUCACGUGCAGAGACAGACAGCUCUGCCAGCUAAUAGCGCGACAAACACAGCACUAGUCACACCCGCUCCCCAAUCGCCACCCGUGGUGAAACCCAUAGCGCCUUUGGUCCUGCCAAAACCGAAGAGUCCUGUGAAUGUAGUGCCACCCAUCACUCAAACCCCACCAGUGCCCCAGCCUGUGCCCACCACCACCAGCUCCCCUUGUGCCACCAUGCCUCUACCCUGCAGACCCAUCUCCCCAGUGCCCUCGUAUGUGCCAACCACCACCGCGCGCGUGGCACCUACUCCUGUCUCUCCCUCUGUAGUGUUGGUAAGCAGCAUGAGCCCCUUCGGAGAGGGGCCAACUACUCCCACCCCUCUCACCCCCACAGGCCAAGUGAACCCCUCCACAAAGGCCAGUGAGUCCAGCCUGAGGCAAGGGGUGCCUCAGAAACCUUACACCUUCUUGGAUGAAAAGACAAGAGGUCGGUUUGGGGUGAUCCGUGAGUGCCGUGAGAACGCCACGGGGAAAAUGUUCACGGCUAAGAUCGUGUCGUACGAGCAGGACACCAAACAGCAGGUGGUGCAGGAGUACCAGACUCUCAAGUCGCUGCACAACGACAGGAUCAUGGCUCUCCACGAGGCCUACGUCACCCCACGCUACCUGGUGCUCAUCACCGAAAACUGCACAGGGAAGGAGAUCCUCUACAGUCUCAUUGACAGGUUCCGCUACUCUGAGGAUGAUAUUGUGCAGUAUCUGGUAGGCAUCCUGCAGGGUUUGGAGUACCUGCACAGCCGGCGAAUUCUUCAUCUUGACAUCAAACCGGACAACAUCAUGGUCACCAAUAUGAACGUCAUUAAGAUCGUAGACUUGGGCAGUGCUCAGAGUUUUAAUCCCCUCACACUCAGAACCUAUAGCAGAGACCUAGCAACCUUAGAGUUCUCUGCUCCUGAGCUGCUGAAAGGUGACGUGGUGGGGCCUCCAGCAGACAUGUGGGGCGUGGGAGUACUUGUCUACAUCAUGCUGAGUGGAAGACUACCCUUCCAGGAAAAGGACCCAAAGCAGACUGAGACCAAAAUACUGGCAGCCAAGUUUGACGCCACAAAGCUGUACCCAAAUGUGUCCCAAAGUGCCUCCGCCUUCCUGAAGAAGACUCUCAAUGGCUAUCCCUGGUCGCGGCCCACCACGAAGGACUGCUUCUCCCACGGCUGGCUGCAGGACUCCUACCUGAUGAAGCUGCGCCGGCAGACGCUCACCUUCACCACGGCACGCCUCAAGGAGUUCCUGGGGGAGCACCAGAGGCGCCGCGUGGAGGCCGCCACCAAGCACAAGGUCCUCCUGCGAGCCUACCAGAGCGGGCCGCCGUCCCCCGCCUCCUCCUCCACCACACCCGUCACCCAGUGACCAGAGCUCUCGUCUGGGGUGUGUGAGCGGCUCUCUCCCCCUCCAACCCUUCAACCCUCUGGGUCUUACAGAGUACAGUGGGGACUGGAGAGGCUCAAGCAGGCUAGGCUGGGCCCAGCUGCAGAGACUCCUAUGUGUGAGACGGCAGUGUCAGCCCCCUAGAGCUGAGAUAGAGAGAGAAAAAAAGAGAGAGAGAGAGAGAGAGAGAGAGAGAGAGAGAGAGAGAGAGAGAGAGAGAGAGAGACGACGACGGAGAUGGCUGACAACCGAAAUACAGAUCAAACCAAGAUGGAUUUGAGCAGGAGUAAUGGAUUGCUUGUACUGGACCAUCUAAUUAGCUAAGUGUUCAUUCUGAUAGAGGAGUCUGCAGUUUUAUGACUUCCCUUUAGUCAUCCGAAUCUUCUUUUUUUUUUCUUUUUUUUUUUGAAGAUGAAGUAAAGGUUUGAUCGGAGCAAAGCCGGCACAUUUAAUUCAUUUCCUUGGCUGGCUCGCUAUCAAAAGGCAACCCAAGCAGGAUGUAAUUAAUGUUUUUAAAUAACGGUACAGCUGUUGGCUUAUAAGUCAUGUCAGAAAUUUUGACUAUGUAAGCGAUAUAUCACUAUUCAAAUCAAUGCUGACUUCAAAGACCCUUUUGAAUAGAUCUUGAUCGAUAAAAUGUAUUAAUGCGUGAUCCACAUUGUACUCAACUCAACUCUGGCACAACAGGUGAUUUUGGACCUUAGCGACUGGUUAGAGACUAAUACUGUACUUGACGUUACGCUGCUAUGUGUUGUGUAAGAAUUUCAGUUGCAGAAACCCACCAUAUGUUUACUUCCCUAAUUAUUUGCACCUUUUUGGUGAAUAUGUAAUAUACCUUUUAAUAUUUACAAACUGCACUCUCGUGUGCCACUGAGCUCAUUUUGGAUGUUGUGAACAGCUUCCUGGAUGUUGCAGCAACACUUGGUGACAUUUGUAACGGCCUUGUUUAAAUACUCUUAAUUUUACAGUUUGUACAUGAUUUUGAGUGUUUUUGAUAGAGACAUGUUUCUAUGGACAGAAGAUUAUUGGAUACUACAGGAGAGCCAGUGGUUGUUCUCUUGUACACAUUUCUCCUGACCGUUACACAGCUAAAGGCCAAUGCCCACUGGCGACGACAUUCUCGUCUAUGGAUUUGACACUUAAGAGAUAGAAUCAUUUUCUAAACGGUGGCGUUACUUGACGCCAGUGGGCGUUGGCCUUAACAGAGUUGAUUCCUCAAAGGUGUCAUCAAGUACCAAAAUCAGCCACUGACUAGACUAGAGAAAAAAUUCUCCAGUCAAGGAAAAGGUAAUAAACUUUCAUGUCAAAAAAUGAUUUUCCAAGCACACUUAACAUCAGAUUGAGACACAGAGAUGACACUGACCGUGCAGUGUUUUACUAGACAUGCAAACAUGGGUGAAGCAAAAUGUAGAUAUUUUCAAUAUGGAAAAGCCUUGUGUAUUGUCAUAGGUUUGCAUAGGGUACUUUGUAGGUGGUCCUUCAUGGAGAGUUAUCAUUAUAUUGUCAUGUGAUUCACAUACAGUGGUGUAUUCUUAUCUAAUGGAAGCUGCUAAUACCACACAUUGAAUGCAGUUAUUAAUGUGAAUAAAAUAACUCGUAGACAAUGCUGUUGUUAAUUGUUUGUUAAUAUAAAACAAUGCAUUGAAUAAUGUUAAUGAAGGGAUUCUAGAUGGUGGUAAGAUAAGUUAUUAACGUAAAACCAUCAACUUCAGUAUUUUACCAGACUCCUGGUGGUAGCAAUUUACAUAAAUUGCUAGUGUGAGGAUAAGAAUCAUAUUAUCAGAACCUUUACAUGCUGUCAUUAUGGUAGAGAGAGUGUGCCUGUUCUAGUAUGUAGACCUUAGGAUUUGCCCGAAGUGGCCCCAGUGGUUCAAAAGCAGUCAAUAUGUAGUGCUGAGUUCAACUCAAUUUAUUGUUGGAGACACUAUCGGUGUGUUUGUGAAUAAGGACCCGCGUGCAAAUCAUGUUGUGUAAUGCAGAGACCUUAGUUAAGAUUCUGAAUGAACUGCUCGGUCCAGUUUGGUCAAGAGUUGUAGAAAGUGUAAUUUUGAUAAGAAUGUGCCAUGCUCUUCUCUGUGUUUUUGUGCAUACAGUAUCUAUCACAUAUAGGCUUUUCACUCUGAUUCUCUUUGGAAAGAAAAGCUGUUCUCUAGCAAAAACUAUUCUUGUGAUGUAUAACACAAUGUAUUAUAAAGACACAAAGGAAAUAUAGAUGCUUUUUUGAAACGCACCUGGAUGUACUUUUGUUUUCAAGUUCUUAUCAAAUAAAACAUUUGCAUAAAAACAUCACCAUUUA